Molecule: messenger RNA, 738 nt
Organism: Strongyloides ratti
Lineage: Eukaryota; Metazoa; Nematoda; Chromadorea; Rhabditida; Strongyloididae
Product: Adenylate kinase 2, mitochondrial
Exons: 2
Coding region: 1-738 (245 amino acids)
Biological process (GO): ADP biosynthetic process
Cellular component (GO): mitochondrion; cytoplasm
Molecular function (GO): AMP kinase activity; ATP binding
Source: RefSeq, a predicted model, not a curated record
AUGGCACCUAACGUAGAAGUUAAAGUAGAUGAACCAAGAAAAACAAUAUCUGAAACAUUUGAUCGUGGGAUUCGGGCUGUUUUAUUAGGUCCACCAGGAUCUGGUAAAGGAACACAAGCUCCAAAAAUUUCUGAGAAAUUUCAUUCAUGCCAUCUUGCUACAGGAGAUUUACUUCGUGCUGAAGUAUCAAGUGGAAGCGAAUUUGGAAAAAAAUUAAAGACAACUAUGGAUGCUGGACAAUUAGUUUCUGAUGAAGUUGUUAUUGAUCUUAUUGAAAAAAAUCUUCAAAGGCCUGAUUGUCAAAGAGGUUUCAUUCUUGAUGGUUUUCCAAGAACUACAGUUCAAGCUGAAAAACUUGAUGUUAUGUUAGAAAAAAGAAAAACACCUUUAGAUUCUGUUAUUGAAUUUGUCAUUAAUGAUGAAUUAUUAGUUUCCAGAAUUUUAGGACGUCUCUUUCACCCAUCAUCUGGACGUUCCUAUCAUACAGAGUUCAAUCCACCAAAAGUACCAAUGAAAGAUGACAUUACUGGAGAGCCUUUGAUAAGGAGAUCUGAUGAUACUGAAGAAGCACUUCGUAAACGUUUGGUUAGUUAUCAUAAAUCAACCAAACCACUUGUUGAUUAUUACCAAGCUAAAGGAAUACAUUAUGGAUUUGAUGCAUCAAGACCUAUUUCUGAAGUUGCGGCAAAAAUUGAUGCUUUGUGCAGCAAAUUUUGUCAAAAGAAAUCUUCUCUCUAG